Molecule: messenger RNA, 1068 nt
Organism: Sceloporus undulatus (fence lizard)
Lineage: Eukaryota; Metazoa; Chordata; Lepidosauria; Squamata; Phrynosomatidae
Gene: SPMIP6
Product: chromosome 2 C9orf24 homolog
Exons: 7
Coding region: 180-950 (256 amino acids)
Cellular component (GO): perinuclear region of cytoplasm; manchette
Molecular function (GO): alpha-tubulin binding
Source: RefSeq, a predicted model, not a curated record
AGCCCCCUCUCCCUUUGUCAACAUUCACAACAACCAGAGGAGAGGGUUAGAAGAUUCUCAAACUAAAUGACACUGGGGCUCAAGCAACUUCUGCCGAUGACGUGUACCUCGCCAACUUUCUCCAUAACCAGUGUAGCCACCCUCAAGACCUCCAAAGACCUGCCUGGCUCAUAUUCGAGAUGUUUCUCUUUGCUCGUAAAACCAAGACCCCCAUCAGCACCUAUACGGACUCCUACCGGCCUCCGAACACCUUGAAGAAGACCUUUGAGGACCCACCACUGGCCCUAUGGAGCGAGAACAAGUUUAUAACACAGGGUUUGACUGUGCCCAGAGUGGACCACCCAGUUGACCAAAACCACCUGGAGAAGAUGGUCAAGAGGGCAGUGGAGGAAUACUCGUAUAGGAACUCAAUAGAGCCAUCAGCUUACCGGCCGUACAAAUAUUGGGUGACCCGGGAAGAAGAGAAAUUCAACCCAGUCUUCAUUGGUGACGACAGGUAUGCAACGUGGCGAACUGGGCCGUACAACAGCGCGGCAUGGAACAGAUACACCACCUACCUUCCACGGAUCCCUAAGGAGGCUGGGAUGGAGACCAUACUUCGUGGGAUGCCCAUGCAGUACCCUCCGAAACCAGAGCGUCUCAACAACUACGAACGGGAAGUCGUGGUGAACAUGUUGAACAGCUUGUCUCGGAAGCAGCUGCCAUCCAUCCAGCAUCACUACACCAUUCCGGGAAGGAUGCCCUACCAAGGUUACUACAGCCCCUGCACUGGACGCCACUACUGCUUGCGAGGCAUGGAUUACUAUGUGGACGGAGCCCCCACAAAUGAGAGGCAGAUCAGCCAACUAGUUGAGAAGAUUGAGUUUCCCAUACUACGACCACCACCAAGAGAUGAUGCUCUGUGCACACAUGCCCAGCCUGCUUCCAUCUUUCCCGUAUAUGAACCUUAGAUGGGACACAAGCCAUUUCAAGAGGACUGGAGGGGCCCAGAGAGACAGCUAUAUCAUCCACCCGGAGUUUGUGUCGGAGUCUUACCCAAGCCCACCAUGUUGGUAGUAAAGAGACGAG